This is a messenger RNA of Dendroctonus ponderosae (mountain pine beetle), 1951 nucleotides long. RefSeq names its product sialin (gene MFS3). NCBI's taxonomy places the organism in Eukaryota, Metazoa, Arthropoda, Insecta, Coleoptera, Curculionidae. Gene Ontology annotation, molecular function: transmembrane transporter activity. The coding region runs from base 240 to 1643 and encodes 467 amino acids. Gene Ontology annotation, biological process: monoatomic anion transport; transmembrane transport. The record is from RefSeq and is a predicted model, not a curated record. The transcript has 8 exons.
AGCUAAUAAUAAUUCUUAUAGUAACUAGUAAUUUUAUUCGUGCAGAUAUGAACGUGGAGAAAUUGAUGAUGAUUAAUUAUCCUCACAAGGUUUAUUAGUCAACAGGUAGCAAAUAUCUGCUAGAUUAACGUUGUAAAUUUGACUAGUUUUCUUGUCAUAAAAGCUAGUGACACUUUACAACAGUUUUAUACAGUUUUAACAUAUUUAUUGUUAUUUACCAGUGACUAGUUUGCAGUGAUAUGAAAUGUAACAUAUCGACCAGAUAUGUCAUUUGCGUCCUUGGAUCUAUAGGUUUAGGAAUAAUCUAUGGACUAAAAACGAAUUUUCAUGUUGCCAUCGUGAGUAUGGUAAAUCAUACCGCUGUAGCAGGAGGAAGCAGUCAUGAUGGAGCGGCCAAAGAGGAUGGACCCUUUGUCUGGUCUAAAACAGUUCAGGGCUUUCUGCUGAGCUCCUACUUUUGGGGCUACAUGAUUUCGGAACUUCCCGGAGGUCGACUAGCAGAGUCUUUCAGCGCCAAAUGGGUCAUGUUUUUCGCUAUUGCUAUUAAUGUGGUUUCGGCGCUUUUAACUCCUGUUUUUGCCGAAAUACACUAUGGACUACUGCUCGUGCUCAGAGUAUUGCAAGGAAUUGGAGGAGGAGUAACUUUUCCUGGAAUGCAUGUGAUACUGGCUCAUUGGGCCCCUCCAACUGAAAGGAGUGUAAUGAGCAAUAUCGUUUAUGCUGGGACUGCCUUGGGGACAGUUUUCUUCAUGCUGCUUGCCGGAAUAAUAGGAGCAAAACUGGGAUGGAUGUGGAUCUUUUAUAUAGAAGGUGGAGCCAGUGCAUUGUGGCUUUUGCUCUGGUUCUUUUUGGCAGCAGACAGUCCAGCGACCCAAAAAAAAAUUAAUCCCGAAGAGCGCGAGUUUAUCAUGAAAUCUUUGAAUCAAACUGAAGGCGAAAGCUCCGGCGCACAUGAAUUAAAAAUGCCCUGGAAAGCCGCAAUGACUUCGCCAGCCUUCCUAGCCAUCUUAGUUGCGCAUACAUGUUCCAACUGGGGAUGGUACAUGGUUCUUGUGGAACUACCUCUGUACAUGAAAACCGUACUCAAAUUCAAGCUGGAAGAAAACUCAUUCCUGACUGCUCUACCGUUUCUCACCAUGUGGAUUUUCUCGAUGAUAUUCAGUAAAAUUAUGGAUCAUUUGAGAGGAAAGAACAUUAUUUCCACCACUACCGCAAGGAAAAUCGCCACAGGUGUGGCUAGUAUGGGUCCAUUGAUUUGUUUCGUAAGUCUUUGUUACUUGGAUGGACAACAAACAGGAGUAGUACUGAUGACUCUUGCUGUGACUGCUAUAGGAGGAAUGUUCUGUGGAUUUUUAUCAAAUCACAUAGAUAUUGCACCUAAUUUCGCCGGAACUCUUGUUGCUGUUACUAACACAGUGGCUACUAUUCCCGGAAUAGCAGUACCGUUUGUUGUUAGUGCCCUAACAAAAAAAGACGAUUCUAUCAAUUCUUGGAGGAUUCUUUUCUGGAUCACAGUGGCAUUGUAUGCAAUUGAAUUUAUCGUAUUUUCAAUCUUUGGAUCCGGUGAAGAGCAAGCAUGGAAUAAACCUGAUAGUGAAGGGGAAUCUCAACCGUUGAAGUCAACGGCACCUACUAAGGCAUAAUUUGCUGCAGCACACAAAGUAUUACAAAGAAAGCUUUAACUAUAAGAUGCAUAUACAAACGAAUGAUAUUGAAUGACUUGAAAAACCCAUGAGAUCUGUGUAUUUUAGGAAACAAAUCAAUAAAUAAUAAAAAUUGGCAAAACAACCCUCGCUUUGUGACAUAACAAAAACCACAUUUUAUGUGCAAAAUGUACCUAUUUUUUAAAUUAUAUUUAGUAAGACUGUUAAACUAGAUUAGCGGAGAGUAAAAUGCUUUUAUAAUAUAAAGAGAUCUGUAUCAGAGAAUAUAAAUAAAUAUUGAAUAAAUA